AUGCAGUUCGGUUAUGAUAUCUCAGUCCUGAUGCACAUUCAAGGCAGGCUGCGAAUAUUCCAUCCCCUCAAAUUGUCCCAAAUGCCCGAAGGCACACGCAUCCACAUUACGCUUCACCAAUCAGAGUCUGUGUGGUUGAUUGAGAUCAAUUGCAGGAACCUAGAACAGCCAUACAAGAUAGCUGUGGUCUGCUACGUGUUCCAACAUGUUCCCGUGCAUACGGAAGGAUGGCAAAAGCAGGAUGCAUUAACGCAUACCAUCGGCAAACAGCUCGGAGCCAACCCAAAUGAAGAUCAGAGAUCUCAGCCGUGGAAGAAAUGGGUAAAGGAUGAGCUCGAAGCUCGUCGGAAGGCUGCGGAGAUAGCCGCCAAGAAGGAGAGUAAUGCUGCGAAGCCGAAGCAGCCCAAUCCUGAUGAGGACGACGACGAUGAUGAAGACGACGACGAUGACUUCGUCAACAAGGCCGGCUGA
Molecule: messenger RNA, 471 nt
Organism: Colletotrichum lupini
Lineage: Eukaryota; Fungi; Ascomycota; Sordariomycetes; Glomerellales; Glomerellaceae
Exons: 5
Coding region: 1-471 (156 amino acids)
Source: RefSeq, a predicted model, not a curated record